AUGGCGAUCCCUCCAUUUCUCAAAAAGUUGGGCAACAUACUAUCGCCUCCGCCUUCACAAUCUGCAGAUGGGCGCGAUCAAUGGGGCUCGAGAGCUUCAUUCCUGCUCGCGGCCAUGGGAGGCUGUGCCGGUAUGGGAAACCUCAUCCGAUAUCCUUCUCAGGUGUACAACAACAACGGCCUGCAGUGGUUUAUCCCGUACCUCAUGUGUGUCUUCCUCAUCGCGAUCCCGGCUCUUAUUCUCGAAGUUGCUAUUGGGCAAGCCUACCGCGGUGGCUCCGUCGUCGCCUUCAAUAACAUCCACCACCGUCUCAAGGGUCAAGGCUUCAGUCUGUUGUACAUUGGCUUCAUGGUUAGCCCUUACUUCGUCGUCAACUUGUCCUGGAUCAUGAUCUAUUUCCGAAACUCGUUCCAGAGCCCUCUGCCUUGGGAGGGACGUGCCGAGGAGUAUUACUACCAGGAUGUGGUGCAGAAUGUUGAUGCUAUUCCCGGUAACAAGACGUCGAGCGGCGUCACGGACUACGUUCAAUAUCCCGGAACUGCACUAAUCGGAGAGACUGUGGGAUGGACUGCCUUUGUGUGGUUCCUCGUCUGGAUUUCUAUCUUCCGUGGUAUCGGCCAAACUGGCCGUGUUGUCUACUUCACCAUGGGCUUACCUGUUAUCCUAACUAUCAUCCUUGUUGGUCGAUCAGUUUCUCUCCCCAACGCCGGCCGUGGAAUCAAGUUGUACUUUGGCGAGUGGAACGGCGAGAAACUAGCAUCAGGCGACAUCUGGCAAACUGCAGCAGGCCAAGUCUUCUUCUCAACAGGUGUUGGUUUCGGCUACUUCAGCUCUUAUGCGUCCUACAACCAGAAGCACGCCAACGCUGUCAUGGACUCGUGUCUGAUUGUUUGCAGCAACGUUCUCUUUGAGGGCUUCGCUGCCUUUGCCGCCUUUGGUGUUGUCGGCUACUUGGACAUGAUGCCUGUUCCUGGUGAGAGAAUCGGAGCCUUCACAAUUGGUUUCCUCACGCUGCCCACGGCUAUCACCCAACUCCCUGGCUCUUCGUUCUGGGCGUUUGCUCUGUUCUUCACGCUCGUGGUGCUUGGGUAUAGCUCUGCAUUCGCCAUGGUCGAUGCUGUUGUCACGCUCGUCAUGGAUACCAAGCCCAAGAUACGCCGCGAGUGGGUAGUCACAGGUCUCGUGGUUGUCUCGUUUCUCAUAUCACUUCCAUACUGCACACAAUUCGGCUAUGCUCUUCUAACUGGAGUCGACCGCUGGAUUAACGAUGUUGCUCUAGUAUUCGUCGUGUUUGGUGAAUGUGCCUUCUCUACGACCUUUUACCGCUGGAGAGAUGUCGCCGGCCAAGUUGGAAAGCCGUCUUUCUUUAUCUGGAACUUUGGAUACUUUGGUGGCAUGGUCCUUGGUGUUGCAGUCGCCCACGCAGUUCAGGCUGAGGCCGGUGCUGGAGUUGGCUUUGGUAUCUUCAUCGUCUGCUCGAUUGUGUCAUGCGUUAUUGGCAAGACCCCUGACGAUAUUCCUCCUGCUCUCACCUUUGGCGAAGACAAGGGGUUUGUUCGUCGAUUCAUUGGCAAGAGUGCUGCUCUUUCAAAGUUCUUCGGCAAUGUAUUUGUGCGACGUUUCUGGUACAUGGCCUUCUACUCUGGCCAACAACUCCGAAGAGAUCUCAACGUCAUAGUCGCAACUGGGAAGAACUGGAGCAUUCCCGCCUUCUGGCCAAUUCUCCUACGCUUCCUGUCCGCACCUGUGCUCGCCAUCAUCUACGGUUUCGCCUAUCCCGCCUUCUACGAGCUUCGUGACGACCCCCUGCACAUUCUCGGUUUUGGCCUUGCUCACAUCUGUCUGAUCCUCAUUGGACUUGGAGUCCUCUUGCCUCGCUGGUACAAUACCAUUAUUCCUCCGGACCGACGUGAGGAGGGCAAGCUUCCAUAUGCUCCUAAUGUGCUACUGGAUGGGGAGGAGCCUCGAAGAAGUGACUCUAUGGAGGCUGCAGAGGGCCCUGAGGGCUCUGAAGGAGGUGAAAGCGAGGAGAAGAAACGCCAGCGUGAUUCAGAACUUCCGAAUCAGGACUGGGAUGUGCAAAGGCAAUAA
This is a messenger RNA of Fusarium sp. VM40, 2091 nucleotides long. NCBI's taxonomy places the organism in Eukaryota, Fungi, Ascomycota, Sordariomycetes, Hypocreales, Nectriaceae. The record is from the annotation of a GenBank genome assembly.